GGUUUGGCGGGAAAGGGCGACGGCGGCGUGGGCGAGCAUCACGGGAAGAGAAGCUUUGUUUACAUUGACAUUUUUCCCGAUUUUGAGGCGUUUAGGGAUCCUUCGGCGGUUCCUUCGGGAGUCCUACCGGUCGUUUGGAUACUUGUGAUUGAUGGAGUGCCAGUGACUGACCUCCCCGGGGUGCCACGAGGGGGAAAUAAGGGCGAAAUCAACAAGUCUUUCCCCGGGUGAGAGGGAGAGUGGAGGCCGCCAUCUGGGAGAUCCCGUAAUAUACACAAAAAAAGGCUUGAUAAUUGCCAGAAUUCUCCUUAAAAGUGCAUAAAUAUCUUCCUGUGGGAGAGACACGUGCUUCACUCCUCCGAAAGAGGGAAAUAAGGCCCACGAGGAGACCAGAAACGGAGAAAAUCGAGUCGAAAUAAGCGAUUUAAAGAGACUCGCGAUUUAAAGGUCCAGCAAAAACAAAAACAAAAAAAAUAUUUCUUCCAUCCUUUGCAUCCUCCUUCGUCUUUCUUUCCCCACGAGUCCUUGAGCCUCCUGUGACCUCAGAAGUGGGAGAGUGAAGAGUAUUUUGCUGGAAAAACACCAAAAUAAGGUACCGUAGGAUAAUCCCAAAAGGAUACCAUCACAGGAUACCAAAGCAAACCCCCAUAGCAUACCAGACUUCACAAGAAUACCUUAAAAUACCCUCUUAAGGAUACCACCGUAGGAUUCCUCUGUAUUAAACCUACGUAGGAUACCCUCGUAGGAUUCUGUGGGAAUACGUGGUUAAGAUUCCUUCGCGGAUUGUUUUGAAAGGAACCCUUGAAGAUGGCCGAGGGCGUUGUGUUGUUGGGGCCGAGCGGAGGGGAGCCCGUGGCACACAGGACGAGGGGCGCGCUUGAGGAGAUCCCCAGGCCGGCCACCUUCACCCUGAGGCAGACAGGAAACCCAGCAAAUGGCCUCACCUUUUCGGCAACGGUCAACCUCCCUUCCUCGUACCUCUCCCCAACACCUUCACCAGAUGAGCUCGUAAUCCGAGGCAGGGGCCGGAGAUCCCUCCCCCUAGAGUGGUCUCCCAUCCCCAUAGAGAGCCCUGUGAAGCGUAUGGAGAAGACCCCCCUCAAGAGGUCUCCGGGCAAAGGCAUGAUUGUCCUCCGAUCUUCUCCGAGAAAGAGGCUGCAGCUCAGCGACACUCCACCCAAGGAGCUCCUGGAGAGUAGACGGAUGAUGAUGCAGAUGUCACCCAUUGUAAAGAAAUGCCGCAGUUUGACAGUCUCGCCUGUUCAGUCUCCACCAGAAGUUGCUAUAAAGGGACUGACACAACACCAGCUGGUUGAUGUUCUCAACAGUGUCUUGGAAAGGCAUCCAGAGCUAAAAGACGAGAUAUCAGACAUCCUGCCCCAGCCCGAUUUGAAGCAAAUGGAAGAGAAACUGAACCAGCAGAAGAAGUGCAUCUUCAAGGCACUGCCAGUUUCACGAUUAGCCUCCAAGACGGACUCUCCGGCUUAUAACAAGGCAUCCCCACAUUUGUCAAAUUUCAAGAAAACUGUACAGGAGCAGUGCACCCAGCUGGCCGAGGCUGAGCAGUGGGCAAGCCUUAUUGACUACACUCUCAUCGCGUGGUCCUAUGUCCGUGCGACACCCCAGUGGGAUGCGUCUCAUCACAACAACACCCGGCGCUUCUGCUUCAAGACUCUUGCACAGUAUUGCCUCCAAGGUCUCAAGGAGGUCAAGUGGAAUAGGGAUCAGCUGGAGAACUUGUUGAAGAAGCUUGAGCAGUGUCGUUCAGACCAUGAUGAGGUGGAGCACUGCAUUGAGCAUGUGCAGACAGUUCUGAGCAAUAUGCAGUGACAUGCAAAGGAGUCACUGCGGAGGGAUACAAGUUGGUAGUUUUGUAGGUUGUAUCUGGCCAGCCAUCUCUGGUGAAAGAUGCUAGAUGGUCACAGCAAAGAGAGAGAAUUCUCUUGUAUAUAUUUUUUCUGGAAGACUAUUAUUUGAUUGUAUACAGAAAUGAAGAGAAAGUAAGUACUGCAUGUAUUUGCCCAUGUAUACAGAGACGCUAAACUAUGACGCUGAAUUCGACUUUAUGCAGAGUACAGAGAUGCUAACGUGCCACUACAAAGGUUCCUUAACAUACGCUUCAAAACUUAUUUCAAAGGUGCGCUCAUUGCAGUGCGCUAACUCGCUAUAAGGUUAGAAAGGGAAUGUCUGUCUUGAAUAAAGGCUAGCAUUGAUCUAGCUCACAGAAUCCCUCGUAGGUACACUUUCCAUGUAUUUUUUAUGUAUGGUUCAAAUUACUGCAAAGGUGCUUUUGAAGUCAAUGAGGUGAUUUUGUAAUGAUUUCAUACAGUAACUUUUGUGGAGACCAAUAUCUUCUAGGAUGUAAACUGGAAAGGUACUUAAUAGAUAAGAAUGAAUAAGUAAAACAAUGUUAUGAAUUACUGUAUUGUUAUUGAGUCUAACAAUAAGCUGAAGUAUUUGAAGGUUUCUUCUCAAAAAACAAAUGGGCAGUUUCCUUUAAAUUUUAGCUACUUUUAAGUCAUUUAUAUGUAAGCUAUUUUUGUAAGUGUCAAAGAUUUAAGAAGAGAAAGGUUACGCAUUCAUAUUUAGAUAGUUUGUAGAAUUACUUUGCAUCACCCCAUUAUUUUUAUAACUUUUCAUACUUUUUUUAGUCUUCAGAAAUCCUUUGACAGAGUCAUUAUUGAAUACCGUUUAAUGAACUGGCAUAAAACCCGUCAGUCUGUAGUUGCUGUUAAGUAGAGCUCUAUACCUUCAAUGUACAAAUUUAUUUAUAUGUAUAUGGAGUGCACAUUUACAGGAGAGUGAACUGGUGAUCUUGAAAAUGAAACAAGGUGCUUCUUGUUAUGUGGCAAGACAGAAGAUUGUAAUAAAGAUUGCAUAGACUCUCCACAAAGACUAAACCAGAAGGUGCAUUCCAAGUGGAAGAAAAACGGGAAAAUUAUAUACAAAUGAACACAUUGAACUAUAAUUUUGGAGGUCAAGUUUAUGCAGGUGUGUUAAGGAGUCGUUUUUAAAAUACAAAGUUUAUGGUAUGAAAAAAAGGAGGUUAUUUUGCUGCUGCAGUAAGGUACCUUAUUUAUUUAUUUAUGCUGUCAUGAACAACAGUUUUAAAUUGAUCAGACAUGGGGGAAAAUUUAUUGAUUUGUUUAUAAAAAGGGUAAAAAGAAUAUAGGCUGCCAUUCCGGAUGUUUUCCAAGAUAUAUAAGAGUGCCUUGUUCUAAAUUGUGAUAAUGAUAACUGUGUGCUCAACAUUUUAAUGUGUAGGGUAGAGUUAUUAUGUAAUGAUUGUAUAAUGAAGGGAGACUUGAUUUUAUUUUUGAGGAAGUUUGUACAGCAUUAUUGCUUGUUUGGUUAUUGUUACCUUUCUUAAGUUUAAAGUUAGAUUGCAAAAAGUAUCAUUUUUUAGAUGAAUUGUAAGGAGCAGACUUGUUCUCUGAGAAGGAAAUUACAAUUUUGAAAUAAACA
Penaeus vannamei (Pacific white shrimp) is the source of this 3465-nucleotide messenger RNA. RefSeq lists its product as uncharacterized. Gene Ontology annotation, biological process: proteasome localization; nuclear protein quality control by the ubiquitin-proteasome system. Gene Ontology annotation, molecular function: proteasome binding. Gene Ontology annotation, cellular component: nuclear membrane; nucleus. The record is from RefSeq and is a predicted model, not a curated record. Lineage: Eukaryota; Metazoa; Arthropoda; Malacostraca; Decapoda; Penaeidae.